Molecule: messenger RNA, 10156 nt
Organism: Paramuricea clavata
Lineage: Eukaryota; Metazoa; Cnidaria; Anthozoa; Malacalcyonacea; Plexauridae
Source: the annotation of a GenBank genome assembly
UUUAUAUAGGGAAUGUUCAAUUCGUCAUUAGAAGUAGCCAAGUUUGAGGGUGCAAACGUUCGAACUGUCAGUGGCAUAAGAGGUCAAGUGAAAAAGGCUAUCAAAGUAAGUAAAGAGUGUACAAUUUUAUAGUUCGGUCAAAUAUGCCCUGAAAUUACCAAAGCCGGGACAAGUCGAUUUUUAUCAAUGAAUUUCUAAUGUUUUACUAUUUAGGCGCCUGAUGGAGCGUUUCGAGCGACAUUCGAAGACAAGAUUUUAAUGAGCGGUAAGCAUGCAUGCAUGCAGUUUUUGUCUGAUCAUAUAGGCAGCCCAGCGGCUUGACUGGGCAACCUAUGUUUGUUAAAGAUGUUAAGAUAAAGAUGACAAAAGUUUUUGGCAUUGUUGAAAUUCGCCAUGCAGUUCUCGUUGCCUGCGCGGCUAUAUGCAUGAGUGACGCUGCAUAUGCCACGUCACAAUAUCGUAAUGGUAAUAUAGUUAUUCCUAUAAGGUUGGCAAAAAAAAAUUAUAUUUUACAUUCGAAGUAUUUUAAAGGCCAGACUAACAUAAUAGCAAGCGGAAGAUUAUAUAUACAUUUUUCAGAGCUAAUAUAGCCAAGAGCAGCUGCGAAAAGUGCAACUAUAUAUAUGUAGGAAUGCUGUGCUGAGUGGUUAUAUUACUACCUUAAAAAAUAAGCAGAAACUCGACGUUUCGAGCGAAGGCCCUUCGUCAAGAGUUAAGCUCGUCGAGUUUCUGCUUAUUUUUUAAGGUAGUAAUAUAACCACUCAGCACAGCAUUUCUACAUUGGUACUACCUACACUGGUAAAGACAGUUUAACUAUAUAUAGGCCCUCUAUAGCGGGAAUCGAAACAACAGAGGGUCUCUAUAGUUGCCAUUUUUGCAGCUGCUCCAGAUUUGGUGUGAAAAUUGUGCAUAAUCGUCCUUCAACAAAACCUUUCAACUGUUAGGGUCUAUAUCGAGCGAGAUAAUAGAGCUUAUAGAAUAGAGCGAGAUCUAUCGAGCUUAAAAUCUUGUUAUUUAACAUAAUAGUAAAACUUGAAUCUUCGAUGAUUUACUACAAUUUUGUGUGUAACAAACUACGAUUGUUCUUAGCACAGAUUAUAUUCGAAAAUUGUUCGGCAAUUCAAUUCGCUCAAUUUGUGAUAUCAUAAUGCGGGACGCUUGCGUGUAGAUGCAAGGUUUCACAAUACGAGGAUAUACUUAAGAUAGAAUCCAUUGGCUGUCAGAAAUCCGACAUGCAAAAAAGCUCUUCACAAUCUACUGCAUGCAUGGGAAAGCGUUGUUGAUCCGCGAUACUGUUUUAAUAAACUUACAUUGCAACGCUCGCGAACCUGAAGAGGAACACUUAUACUUUGGCAACGAGAUUGACGAGCGUCAAUCUUGAUAAUGAUCAGCAUGAAAAGUGUGUGAAUAACGAAAUUUAGAUACCAGGUAGUUUUCAAUAGUAUCCUUUAAAUAAUUUGACGGCCUCUUUCCUGAGCAUUGUCCUCGACCAGAAAAAUAUGACUGAGUUAAGACUGGAGUUCAAGAAAGCGCAGACCAUUGACCACGACCACAUCAUUCGAUAAGCUUCUUUUUUUCGACUGGUGGCUAACGGAGAUGAGCAAAUUAUCAUAGCAAAUUAUCAUAGCAAAUUAUCAUAAGCAGGAAACACAAAGCAAAUGUACAUACUACGAGAAAACAAGACUUCGCUAACUUUAGUUCCUUUGUAAAGCUUCUUCUCCAUUUCAAUUCUUCAGUAUUUGGACGUGCUGCGCAUCUAUUACCUGGACUGAGGGACGUUUUGGCUGCCAUAUAUAUUCUCGUAUACAAAAAUGUAAGAAAGAUGAGGCAAAUAAGUACUGCAACGAACACGGUAUAUUUCGACAACUUCUUAUUUGUAUCGACCAAUGUAGAAAAAAGUACCAAGAUCAGCAAUGCUCCACAACAUUCGUAUAUAAACAUUCGUUUUUUGGUCACAUGAACGCGAUGAAAGAUUGGGUGUACAACACCCAUAUAUCUCUCAAAACUCAAUCCACAUAGUGUUAUUAAUGAUAAACCCAUCAGGUAGUGUCCCAACGCGUAGUUUAGCCAACAUAGCAGUACGAUUUUAACACCGAUGAAGUCCCGGUCUAUUACAUAGGCAAUGUUUAAUGGUAUAGCUAUAAAUCCAAUUAUAAAAUCCGUUAUUGAUAGCAGGAGUAUAAGAAAAUAGCAAACUUUUUCUUUCAGUUGAGAUGUACGUAAGAUAGUAAUUAUAGAAAUGCCAUUUAGUAUCACUGUGGGAAUAAAGAACACGCCAGUGAGGAUACAUGCUGCGAGUUGAUUCUUGAUAUAAAUGCUGGAUGGUUCUAGCGCUGUAUAGCCGCAAACAAUAGACUCAAAGGAUGUGAAAUUUCUCAUAGUUCUAUAGCUUCGAAGAUUUUGAUGCCUCCAACUAAACAUUCACCUUGCUGGAUCAAUGACGUUCUUAUUUUUGAAAAAGCAUUUAGGGAGGAAGAGGAUAUUGUCUCGAGAACGAAAGUAGAACAAAAAUUACAAUAGUAAUUUAAAAGUCAUUAGUUUGAAGCAAUAUGCGAGUAAAUUGACAUCCCAUAAAUCUAUUACCUCGCAAUUCUACAUUAAAGUGGAAUCUUUCGAUAUUGUUCUGGUAUAAAACAAAAGGCAAUUUUAACGAUAUUUUAUGCGGGGCAAUAUUUUAGUAAAAAUGACGUCCCAUAAAUCAUAGUUUCGCUUAGGUAAUUCAUUUCCGUGCUUCCGCUAUAACAGCUGAUUAGCCUGCCUCCCUUCUCCUGCCCGCAGCACUUCCUCCCUUCAACAAACGACCGAUACUUGUCAACAGCUAGUGAGCUUAAGCAAGCAACGUUUGUGACAACACGGACGUCUCCGCUCGUGUGAUGUGUGAAAAACUUUCAAAAUCUUAUGUUUUGUAAUAUGUGUUGAAGAUUACCACAAACUGACUCUGAAAAAAAUAGUGAUAUCCAUACUAUGGAAUUACAAUUGCAUCACUAAGUAUGGAAAUUGCAAUUAGUAUGAAACUUGGAUUUCCCUACUAUGUCCAACGAAGAUCCAUGUUAUUUUCAUAGUAAGGAUUUUGAGAAAAUGACCAGUGUGACACAAACGUGGCUUUUGAUCCACCCCCCCCUCCGUAAUCCGAAGUCCGUGUUGAGUAAAGUUCUACAUGUAAGUAAAUUACCGUUAAGUUGUGGAAGUAUUGCAUUAACGAGUAUAGGUAUCAGAUACCUCAGCAUCAUAAACACAAACUGGUACGUUAUUCCUUCGAAAAGAAGUUUUUUCCGAAAUUCAUCUUCCCCUUGCAUUCCUUUUAAUUCACAUCGUCAUUCAAAUGAUUGAUCUUUAUUGUUGCCUGUCAAUAUUCCACUGAGAGUCUGCAUUCAAGAUAUAUGCAUUUCAAGCGGUGCAUUCCGAUGGUGCAUUUCAAGCGAUAGAUCACACACUACGUCACUACCACCAUCAAUUUCCACAAUCAAAGGCGGCCUUUUCAAGCCCGAAUGGAUCACUUCCCUUAUAGCGAUGCCCGCUGUGCAUGCCGGUAGGAAUCGUACUUGCAAUCGAACAAAAUGGCGACCAUAGGAGCGAGCGAAUUUUGUUUGGUAGAUGAAAUGGUAGAUUCAGUACAAACGACUGUCAGUGAAAAGAAAAUAUCUUAUCUUAAUUUAAAACGCGACUUCACCUGUUUUUGUUCAUGAGGUUAAUUUUCGCAAGAAUUUUUUUGUGAAACGUCUGCCAUCUCGUUCCAUUGUAAGGUGACGGCUCGUACCAUCAUGCAUAGCUGGCGUCGCUAUAAUGCAAGUCAUCCAUUAUUAUCUCAUGAUAACUGACGGUCGGCCGCCAUCCGCUACUGUUCAAUCCACCUAGGGAAUAUUGACAUUGUCAAAAUGCAAUAUAUAUAUAACAGAUCGAGCGCAAUCAAUUUCUGAAUAUAAAUAGAGGAUAUUACACGGCGGCGCGAAGAUAUGACUUUUAUCGUGGAGUGGUGAAAACAAUAUUUUAAGAACGAGCUCAGCGAGUAAGUAAAAUAUUGUUUUUAACACGAGAAGAUAAAAGUCAUACCUUCAAGCCACCGUGUAAUGUUAUGUUUAUUAUAUAGUCCCAAGCAAAAAAUUGUAUAAAUACUAUAAGUCACGUGAUGGAUAUCUUCACUAGUGAAGAUAUGGAAAAUAUCUCACUGUGUAUUUUUCAGUAUCUCACUCUCUACUAUAUAAUAAAGAGAGAUAAAUCAUUCUUCAACUGGAUGAUUCGUUUAAUAAAGCUCUUCUCAACAGCUUUGAUAAACAUCUAAUAUGACAUUUGAAAGUUUGACAUAAACAUAUAAUAUGACAUUUGAAAGUUGACAGUUUAGUUUGAUUUCAGUACCAGAAUGAAGUUCAUUCAAACGAUCUUUUACGGUCAGGAAAAAAUUUUCUUCCAUGACACGAUUCAGAUGGCCCGGCUCAUAUAUGAACAGCUUCUUGCCAAUUCAAGUUUGGAGUUGACCUGUGACUCCAGAAUUCUUAAUUCAAACUUUUUAAAGCGCAUCUUUUGACAUUUGAAUUUGGAGCUAACCCCUAAUGUUUACUGACACAAAUACAACGAAAUCAUUAUAAAUAACCAUUUUUAUUUCUAAAUAGUAUGGUUUUUAAUUUUUUGGAGAUUUUAUAGGCAUCUCGUUUCUGUUUUGCAGUCUUGAAGUUUGCCUGGCUUCCAGGCCAUCAUAUAUUAACAGACUGUGGCAGGUUUGGUCACCACAGUUAAGACCAAAUGGAAACAAGGCUUAACAAAAAGUUGUCGAUAAUUCUUCGAAUAUAAGAUUUUUAUUUCAUUUCUGUUAUACCAUCUCUUUUACUGGUGUAUAUAGUUUUCACAUUCAAUUUUGUUUUACAUACCUUUAAAGAUAUCGUGUUCAUCCGUUGUUGGUACCCCGUGAGUGUACCAAAAUAUUACAACCCUGUGACAUCACUGCUAAUGUCAUCUGAUGACAAAACUGGUUGGCAAGGUAUGAGAACCGUCGCUCAGAUACGUAAAGAUCGCGGUCUCGAAAUUCCUUUGAAUAAAGACUCUUUGUACAAGGUAAAGCCAUUCAAGAUGUUUUUCUUUUUCAUUUUGUUUACAUUUUAUUUGUAAAGUUAAUGAGAGUUGGCAAUCACAACUUGAUACAGGGGACAAUAGGCAAUUCCAGCUUUUAGUUUAUGCCUGCAUGGGAUGUGGGAAGUAAAGUAUCAUAUUGCCGAUUAUGCUGAAAAAUUUCAAUAAAAACAACCGAAAUAUUUCAAUAUUUAAAGUAUAAGCUAUCACUCCGUGUUUACACGGCCACCAUUUUUAUUUUUUCAGCAUAAUCACCAAUGUGAUACCUUACUUCCCAUUGUCCCCUGUACGCAUAAACUAAAAGCUGGAAUUGCCAAUUCAACAAUUGGUCAUAUCGAGUGAGAUGCUAAAAAUCCUGAUAUUUACCCAUACACCGUACAUUGGCAUCACCUUAGUAUUUAUGCAUGAGGUUAUGGUGAGAGCUCGACUACUCUCUCUGUAGCUGAACUGGUUAGAGCGUAGCCUGAGUAUCAACAGAAAUACGGUCGUACGGCGUGAACUUUUGUUAAUGUUUGUAUCAGGCCUAUUUAUUUAUAGGCCUGAUCGCAGGUUAGUUAGAGUGCUGCAUUGGAAUCGCAAGGCCGCAGGUUUGGUUCCCGCCAGAGGGCCUCAUGUAGUUGAAUUUUUCGCAACUGCUCCUAGUUAGACCUAGUAAAUGUAUAAAAAUUCCACUCAAAAUUUCCAUCUACAAUCCCUUCGGCAUUUAAGAAAAUAAAGAUUUGAUCUUGAAGUGCUCCAUAAAUAAAGUAAAUGAUAUAGUGUUGGGGAAACGAUAAGAACCGCUAACCAAGUUGCGUUACUGCAAACUCUCGUGCACACCUCAUUCCGUUUGAUCCGGGCUUAAGUUUCAAAUAACAUUUAUUUUUCCUCUAGCCAAUCGAGAGAAUGCCCAGACGGUUUAAUCCGUUGUUUGUUCCCAAACAUCUUCAAAAAGAUUUGCCUUUCAAAUCAAAACCCAAGCUGCAAACGAAACGGAAGAAGCCAAGUUUGGAAACCAAAAGAGCGGUUGUCAUGGAGCCAGAUGAGAAACGAGUAAGUGCGGUGGUGAAUAUGUUAUCAGGGAUAUUCUUAUACAGGAGUACAUGCAGAGCCGCCGAUACAUCCGUUUCAACGCACAAACAAAGUGACCAAAAAUUUCAAACAAUUUUCACAACUUUUUUUAUGUCAAGAAACUACAGUGUUAGGUAUAUGCAUACUUCAUUAGAUCCUGUUUAUGUGAUCCCCUCCAAGGCGGACAAGAUCCCGCUCGUAAUAUUGACUCUAUUGGGAAAGAUCCCGCUCGUAAUAUUGACUCUAUUGGGAAAGAUCCCGCUCGUAAUAUUGACUCUAUUGGGAAAGAUCCCGCUCGUAAUAUUGACUCUAUUGGGAAAGAUCCCGCUCGUAAUAUUGACUCUAUUGGGAAAGAUCCCGCUCGUAUAAUAUUGACUAAUACUCAGUCCGAGUGGUAGGGUACUGUCAAUAAAUGGGUUAACAAGGAUAACAAUAAUAGGAUAUUUCUGAAGGACUCGUUCAACACCCUGUAGUUUGUCUAUUGCUGUCAAAGGCAGCAUUACUGCCCUGUGGGUAACCUAGUAUUGACUCUAUUGGGCAAGGUCCCGUUCGUAAUAUUAAUUAACUUUAUUGGGUGCAGUUUAUAUGAUCUUGCUUCCAUCCCACUUGGGCGAGUUCCCGGCAUCUGUUGUCGGGAUUCUAGUUUUUAGGUCGACAUACUUACCAUUUCCAUCGCAAUUUUACAGAAAAGGCAAGUACAACGAAAUCACUCCUUUGACCUCCAGAUCAAUUCUUCGACAACUUUCGGAACACUUUGACAUCAAGUUCGUAACACAAAUGCAGGGGCGGAUCUAGCCUCAUGUGCAUGGAGGGGUGCAUGUUUUCCAUGGGUUGGUGCAUGAGAGAGCCUUACUGCCCACUCUCCUCUGCGCUCUGCAACGCUAUACUAUCCCGAUAUUAAUGUUAUUUGAGAUGACGUAAUCUGCAUGUUCGCCGUUCUGUUACUUACGUUUUACAUUAUCUUUUGUUUAGAAAGUUUAUAUCUGCUUUUUUAUCACGUAUGCGUGACUGGGCAAUUGCAGUAAAUUUGCUUGUUGAAGUACAGUAUAUUUGAGAAUAUGGCCGUAUACAAACAACCUCGACAUAUUUACAUAUUUAAACAUGCAUGGUAAUUUCCGCGUUAUUCGUCAAGAAAAUGUUUUUUUCCUUCCUGACAAAAGUAAUGAUUGGCCUUUAACUGUGGAAAGAGACACAUACAACGCCCUUUUUACCCUUUCAAAAAUUCUUGAAACUUUUGUGUAAAUUUUUAUUUAUUAUUUAGGCUUACACUUUGAUGCAGCAAUUGUACACGGCUAACAAGGAGAAACUUCGCAAGCGCAAGGAGAAAAUGGCGCAGAAAAGAACUGCUUAUUUGAAACAGAAAGCGAAAGACGAAGCGAAGAGAAACGUGCGACAAAAAGAAAACAGAAAAAAGAUCUUUCGUAUGUUAGGUCAGGCAGAAAAACGUAAACAACGGCGAGAUCGGGAGUGACCAUGCACAAGGUAUUGUAUCGUUGAGUGAAAAGCCUGCAGUGCGUGUGUGCAGUAAGCUGUCCGCGUAUCAAUAGAGAGCUUUAGAUUUGACUACUGUGACUAUGAGAUUUGUUAUUUGGAUACGCCAACUCAGUGAACUCUAUAAAAACUGGAACGAUAACUCCGGCUGUGUUUUUGAGGCCAAAUAUGGUGGAAAUUGAACCCGUCUUGUAGGUAUGCCGUAGCACCUAUACUGAAUUCAGUAGGAAAAAUCGGCAUCUUUCAUCGUCGAAAUUUCAUAAUUUACGAAUAAACAAAUUUUAGAAACACUUCAUCAUAAAAAGCAAAGUUAUUUGACGAGCGAAAAACAAGUUUAGAAAAACCCCCCGCGGAGAAACACAAACUUUUGUCUUUCUGAACUAUCUAUGAUGGAUUUGAACUGCAUGAUCACAUAAGAAUAUGGACUGAAGUUGCAUCAAUCUUACCUUUUCAUUUAGUUUUUAGUUUUUAAGUAUAUAUAGGGUAUUUAUUACUAAAAAUGAGCAUUUACUUGUAAGAAUUGAAAAACAUCGAUCGGAAAUCAUUUUUCAGUUCCCGCAAAGCCCACGCGAAGUACACGCGUGUUUUAUACCUACAAGAGAUUACUUUGUUGGCCGUUUACCUGGAAUCAAAUCAUAGGGCCGUUUACCUGGAGUUAUCGCCAGUAUUUGUAUAGAGUUCACUGAUAUUUGCAAACAACGAAUCUCGUACUCGCGUAGUCAAACCUAAAGUUCUCUACUAUGUCCACUCAGCUAUCACUUUCAAAGACUGAAGGAAAAGUAUAAAGUGGAAUGUACGUCUAAGUCACAUAUCUAUUUCCUGGAAGCGGAGUAUUUUACACAAAACACAAAUUGAAGAAUGAAGAGUUCAACUCUGAGCGUCACAACAGUAUGGAAUAUCGAGCUAUCUUCAUUUUAUAUGAAGAUUAUUAUCCAGCAUUAUUGGAAAAGUUUCAAGGUUUUAUCCUGAAGAAGGCUUAGUCGCUAUCGUCUUCGUCACAAAUUUUAAAUCGUUGAAAUAUCCAUGUCAUCAUCUUAUAAUAUGUAUAUAUAUGUACUGACAUGCACAAUAUAUAAUGACCACUGAAGAUGGAAACGGAACACAAGAUUAUGGAGGAUCAGAUUCGGAAGAUUUUCGUUGCUUUCAUGGGGAUGUAUGUCUUUCUCUGAAUAAAACCUAAAAGUAAAGAUCUUCUUUAACAGUCUUCGUCAUAUUUUCGCAAUUUUAAGUAUUCGAGACCGCUGAUUUCGAAACCGUUAAGUUCGAUGUCGUGACAAGCGAAUUCUGUAUCGUGUAACGGCUAUCAUAAAGUAUCCUUUAUCGCUGCAAAUCUGACAUUAUAGAUAAUUAUUCAUAAAACAGCUGUCUUAGCAACUUUCACGGAAAAUUUAAUAGAUUUCAAUCGUUGUUCUAAAGUAGAACUCACAAGAUUUCUUUAUUCUUUUUUAAUUACUAUAAUAUAUACGUUCUACAAUUUUUGGCACGCGAGCUCUGCUGUAAAUAUAAUAUUAAUUGAUUCAUGAAUAUAUUUGAAUGCAAGUUGGAACGCGUACUAACAGAAUAUGCUUUGCACACUCCAUGAUACUUUGCCGGCUGAUAGUUUCAACAAAUAUAGAAUUAAAAUUAUGUCUGGUCCCGAGGGAAAUAGUUAGUUUUUCUCAAGAUUGAGAUUCGAGGGGAAACAAAACUGACUAUUUCCUGAGGGAACAAAUAUUAAGUGUUUUGCUAUAUAUAGCGACGAAAGAAAAAUCAACAACAUUCAUUGUAUGACAAAAACUCUGUAGUGUAAACUAGUUUAAAAUUAAAAGAACCUACUUGAUGGUUUCAGCAGCAUAUCCUGUUGCCUGUUGUAUAUUUUUUCUUCUUUUUUCUUCUUUUUAAUUUUAACACAAACUUGGAAAAUCGUAGCUUAUAAACUUGCGAGUUGUGCCGCCAUUUUGUGUCUUUAUGCACGUAGCCGGUCGGGGCGGGCAACACUUGUUGGCCGGCGGGAUACAUUGCAUUUAUCUAAAGCCACGUGAUCACAAAUCAGCCAAUCACGUUUAGUGUUCACCCCAGAUAUAAAGUAUAAGCAGUUUUAAUAAUUGUGUAAUAUAACUACUGUAUGUAAUUUUAAUUUUACACUUCAUGACGUUAUACAAAUGCUUGAAAGAAAAGAAAGUAAACCUAUUUUACUGUACAAUAUAUUUAUUAUGACUCAUGCGGAAUUUGAACUCCCAUAUUCGGCGAACCAAGCUGAGGCUCUACCAACUGAGUUACCGAGUCAACUGGGAAGAGCACAAGUUCAAGUCCAUUUUCGAGCCCACGCGAUAUUCUCGCGAGUUAUCAAAUAUUCUUGCGAUGGCAGCAGUGUUUCAACUCUGUUUCAGAGUUAUCAUCGAGUUCAAAUCCCGUUCGAGUCGAUUUCAUGUUGACAACGUAGCCUGGCACAGGCCUUUGUUUUGCUGCCCGAAAAUUCGCAGGUGGGAUUGCUUGGAAAUUUUGGGGCAGCUAACUUUUAUGCAGUGGUUUGGUAUCAUUAAUAAUCUGCAGUAAAUAGGAAAUCCAUUUCCAC